AUGAGGACAUUUGCAUUCCUUUUCUUGCUCGCCAAGUUUGGCUCCAGCGUAGGAGGUCUCGAGAACGUCGAAGAUCUUCUCGGUGUCUCUUUGGGUUCCUUGGAGACAUCUAACGACGUCUCCGCAUUUUUCACCCGCUUGGAGUCACAACUCUCAUUGCGGCACGCUGAGCUCGAGGGACUUCCCUCCUCCAGACGUUUGGAGCUCGCUGCUCUUCGCAGAGAACUCACCGACGAAUCGCUCGUCUCCAAGGUCGCAAAGGUUGAGCAUGACUCAAAGGUCAAGGAAGUAGAGCUUAGACACGAGGUUGACCUCUUGGUUGGAAAGAAGCUCUCCACAUUGGCUCAUCUAUUCUUGCUUCACUUGAAGGUCCACGCUCAUGUUGAGGACCUCGCCAAGAGACUAAAGGUUGCUCGUCUCGCUCUCGGCGAGAUGAACAGGAAGUUCUCUGGCUCAACCGUCAAGGUCUUCCUCGAGGCAUUGGAGGAGCAGAUCAGCUUCUACUCGAGAUCCGAUCUCCUUGGCAACCCAGAGCAUCCAGGUGUAGCCCAUGUCAACUACCUCAAGGACUUGGUUGAGAAGGCCAAGGCUAAAUUGGAAAAGGAAGAGGGGCUGGUCCUUGAACAGGUUAAGGAAGAGAAACUCUUGUCCCUGGAGCACCGCGACGCCAAGGCGGAACUCGCCAGGCUUCAACAUGCACUCUUGCACAAUGCCACCCCAGAAGAGGAGGAAGAGAUGGUACACUUGAUGAACAGAUUUAAGCCAGUUGGAGAGCCACUCGUCUUCCACUUCAACCUACCAGAGUCUCCCCUCUUGGUAGAUGUUGAGAAGUUCGUUGGCUUGGCCCAUGAGGCUAAACUCGCUGAAGAAGAAGCCAAGAAAUCUGCACUUUCUCUUGAGCUUGAUGCUGCUUUGGGCAGAUUGGAGGAACUAAAGUUGCGUUUGGAUGGAUUCGUUAUUGACAAGACCAAGUUGGAGGUCUUGGACCUCUUGCGCUGGUUGGAAUCCAACCCAGAUUUCAAGCUUUUGGACAAGUGGCCAGGUUCUGAAUACUUGGAGAACCUCCAUGCUCUCGUCCACAGGGCCGAUUAUGAGCGUCUCUUGAAGGAAAAGGAACUUGCCGUUGCCAGGGAUCACCGUGAGGCUUUGGGAAGGGAGUUGGAUGGAAUGAAGGCCAGACUCGAGGUUCUCAGAGGCAGACUCAAUGGAGAGAACUUGACAGAGAAGACCAAGAAUGAAGUCUUGGGCUUGUUGGCCAAGGUCAGGGGCAACCCAGAAUUCAGGAAUACUCCACAAUGGCCUGGACCAGGUUACCUCAACGGCUUUGAAGCUUUGCUAGCCAAGGCCGAGGAGGAGAAGGCUGCCCACCUUGAACGUCUCAGAGCUACAAAGGAAAGGAGAGACGCUGUUGGUGUGGACUUGGCCUCCCACAAUGUCUUCACACUUGAGCUCCAGCACCACCUUGAGGGAUAUUUGGAUGCUGACCUCACUGUUGACAGAGCCAACCUAAACUUGGAUGCUGUUUCUCUUGAUGAUUAG
Messenger RNA from Theileria equi strain WA, 1539 nucleotides. RefSeq lists its product as hypothetical. The transcript has a single exon. The record is from RefSeq and is a predicted model, not a curated record. Lineage: Eukaryota; Apicomplexa; Aconoidasida; Piroplasmida; Theileriidae. The coding region runs from base 1 to 1539 and encodes 512 amino acids.